This is a messenger RNA of Cataglyphis hispanica, 1065 nucleotides long. RefSeq names its product NADH dehydrogenase [ubiquinone] iron-sulfur protein 3, mitochondrial (gene ND-30). The record is from RefSeq and is a predicted model, not a curated record. Gene Ontology annotation, molecular function: NADH dehydrogenase (ubiquinone) activity. The transcript has 5 exons. Bases 103 to 903 code for a protein of 266 amino acids. Lineage: Eukaryota; Metazoa; Arthropoda; Insecta; Hymenoptera; Formicidae.
UAGUCCUAACGUAAAAAGUGAUAAAUGUUAAGAAUUUAGGAACUAUGAUGUUCCACUGAUAAUUUGUGUUUUAAGAUCAUAUUUGAAACGUUUUGUGACAAGAUGACAUCAAUAUUGAGGAAUUGUUGGAAGUUGUCGCAAAGUUUACCGGUUGCUACGCCAAAAUGUUAUGCUGUCGCUUUUCCAUCAUCUAUACGAUGCAACACCACGACAUCCACGACAGCCAGCGAAGAAACCGAAAAAACUGAGACUCGUCCCACGGUGCGUAAACCUAGUCAUAUUGAUGUCACCCGUUUGAUAAAUUUUGGUCGCUAUAUCUCUGAUUGCUUGCCAAAAUAUAUACAACAAGUACAAUUGACUGCUGGUGAUGAACUGGAGUUACUCAUUGCUCCUGAAGGCAUUAUCCCUACAUGUACAUUUUUGAAAGAUCAUCAUAAUACACAAUUUGUUAAUCUGUCAGAUAUUACUGCUCUAGAUGUACCUAGUAGGCAGUAUAGAUUUGAGCUUGUCUAUAACCUGUUAUCGUUGCGAUACAAUUCGCGUAUUAGAGUGAAAACAUAUACCGAUGAAUUGACACCUGUUGACUCUAUUAAUAGUGUAUUCAAAGCUGCUGAUUGGUAUGAACGAGAAGUAUGGGAUAUGUUUGGCAUAUUCUUCUUAAAUCAUCCUGAUCUUCGUAGAAUUCUUACAGAUUAUGGUUUUGAAGGGCAUCCACUUAGAAAAGACUUUCCACUCAGUGGAUAUGUUGAGGUUCGCUAUGAUGACGAGCAAAAAAGAGUAGUUAUUGAACCAUUGGAAUUGGCUCAAGAAUUCCGUAAAUUCGAGCUAUCCGCCCCAUGGGAACAGUUUCCUAAAUUCAGAGAUGCUCUACCAACUGCCGAAACUAUCUCGAAAGAAAAGUAACUGUUUUCACUAGUAGAUCAUUAGUUAUAAUCGAAGAAAGCAGACAUAAAGUAUGUAUAUUGAUAAAAUGUAAUUUACAUUAAAAAUCCUCUUUUCUCUUGUUAAUGAUUUCUGAAUAUCCAAUUCGGAAAUUUAUUUUGGAAAUACAGAGGGUAAUGUGUA